AGCGGUUGCUAUUGGAGGAAGUGGGUGCAAGGACGGCAGAUGCCAUCCCUAAGAGGUGGUGACUGAGACUAGAUGCGGGUGCAGGAACUCAGAGUGGUUUUCCAGAUGGGAAUCACAUUGCUCUCUGUCCCUGAGAUCUUGCUGGAGACAGGGCUACUCAGUCCCUCUUUGCUGGAUCAUCUGUUCCAGAGGAAACAUGUGUCGUUCUGACUGAGCCCCUGCCUGUCUGUCACCUUAAGAACCAGUCAAUUCAUAUGGUCCACAUAUCAAGGUCUCCUGUGCCUAGAGAGAGAGAGGAUUUCAUUUCAACCAUCACCAUCACCACCAUCAUCAUCAUCACCAGGAGGGGUUGUUGAGUGAGCAUCUGGGGAGAGGAGAGUAAAAUGAUCAGUUCCAAAGCCCUGGUGGCCAGUCAUCUACAUAAGAAGUCACUGGGCAUAGGCAGUGUUUCUCUCACCUUCUUUCAUUCUUGUCCCUGUUUUGGAGGACUUUUAGACAUGUUCUUCCUCACACAUCCUUUCUGCCAAGAAUGUAAAAUAUUAAUACGACACGUAAAGUGGUAACUGUUUUUGUACUGUGGUACUUUGCAGGACCACAAACCAUUGUAAUGUCUACCAUCCUCCUUAGCAUCGAGAGCCAAUUUUCAGCCCCUUGGGCAUGAUGUCGCCUCUGUUGACAAUGCAUGAAAUACUGUAAUGACAGCAAAGGCUGGACCACAUUCCUGCCCAUUACUUGAUGUGUGAUGCUGAAAUCCUUUCUUACCCUCUGUCAGCUUGCCCUUAGUCAUCUGUAAAAGGAGACUCACUAUAUCUUCCUUACAUGACUAGUCUAUGGUGUAAAUAAGAAAUCCUGUACAGCAUAGAUGUCACCUAGUAGGACAUCAACAAAUGUUCAUACUGACCCACUUUUCACCUCCCUCCUAGAGAAGUGAUAACUGUUACCUAAGCCAAACAGCACAAUUGCCAUAGAGUCUACCUGGAAAUAUACCAAGCAAUAAGAAGUUAAACCUACUCACACUUGCAUUAUGAAUAAAGCUUUGGGAACUAUUCCUGUGUUGCAGGAGGACUUUGCUGAGGGAUCAGGGAAAAGGGAAAGAAAUAAUUAAAACAUUUCCUUUAAUCCCCUGUCAUUUUCUGCCCCCUUGUUUGAUCUUCUAGAUUGAUAUUGGAAAAGCAGUUUCUAUUGAGCCCCCAAAUGAAGAGUGAGUGCAGAUGAAGAGGAGGCAGGACUCACAAGCCCUUGACCUUCAUUUCAGACCCAUUAGCACCUACAGGACCCUGCACCGGGAUUUCAUCUGCACUGUCAGCUUCUUCAAAGAGAGAGAGGUUGUUGAAAUAUUUUCAGUCUGAGGUUGGAUGCAUUCAUGUAUGCAGAAUCCACAGAUACAAAAGGCCAACUGUACUUGUUUAAUUCUCACCACAACCUAUGAGAAGGAUCUAUUGUUGCCUGACUUUAGACAUAAGGAAACUGAGGUACAGUGAAGACAGAGUUAGCAAAUGCCAGGCUGUGUGGCUCCCGAGUAAAUUCAUCUAUCCAGCAUGUGCUGCUGCCUCUCAAAUGAUAAGAAAAAUCUUACUUUUUGGGCGGUGGCUCACACCUGUAAUCCCAGCUACAGGGAUCACCUGGUGAUCUCAGUGAUAGAUAACACCAGAUUGAUAUUGGAAAAGCAGUUUCCCAUUGAGCCUCAAAUGAAAAGAGAGUGCAGAUGAAGAGGAAGUAGGAGUCACAAGCCCUUGACCUUCAUACUAGACCCAUUACCACCUACAGUACCUUGCAGUGGGAUUUCAUCUGCACCAUCAGCUUCUUCAAAGAGAGAGAGGUUGUUGACUCUUCAUGUGGAUGUCUGAGCUCCUAUCAGGUGUCUGAAAGAGGCAGAUUCUGAGGAUUUGGGUCAUGAUGGCUGCCAAAGCUUCUACGCCUGACUUAAAGGGCAACAAUCCUAGGAGACCACCAGCACUUACAUCCCUGGUAGGACAUGACACCUGCUUAUGGCCCAGAAGUGACAAAAGAGAAUUAUCAGGAUGGCAGUCCUUAUAACCAGAUGCUUAUGAACAUUCUUCACUACAUUCUGAAGAUGAAUUUCUACAAGGGAAAUUGUUUAUUUAACCUCAGAGACCUGGUAAUCCAUAUGACCCCCCAGCUAUGCCUCAUGGCCCAAAGGGCAGGAUUUCAUCUCCACCAUCCUCUUCCUCAAUGUGAAGGGCUGUUGAGACUCUGUGUCAAACCAAGGUGUUCCAGGCAAAACGCCAGCUGAGCUCCCAGAAGUUACCAGUACCAGUCAUCAUCCAUGGAUACGAAUACCAGUAAGGGAGGCAGCAGAUGGCUGAAAUUCUGACGCAAUGUGGCUGGUUAAUGCACGAUCUGAAAACCCCUGCACUGGUGAUUUUGGGACAGAUCUAGAAUAUACCAAUAAAUAUAUUAACAUACCAAGUAGUCCAGGAGCAGCCACUGGGCAAACACCAUACCUUGCAUCCCUGGUGCUGUCUCUGAGCUCAACAGACACGUCUUUGCAGAAGAGUUCUAUAAUGGUGGUACAAUGGCGCCCCCCUCAUGACAGAAGCUUGAACUACAGCUUGAACAUCGUGUGACAUGGUGAAUGAAUUUAUUGAGCCCCAGAAAGAAGGAAUAUUAAAGAAGAGCAAAGAAUAAUAGCUGGACAGAAGAUGGGGGUCAUUGAACCUGUAUCCUAGUUGCCAGACCUGUAAAGUGACCACGGGACCUGGAGGAGGCAGCAGAUGACUGAAAACCUGAAGUGAUGUGGCUGAGUACUGCAUGAUCUGAAGACUCUGCACUGGUGACUGCGGGAGGUAGCAGGUGGCUGAAAUCCUGGUGUGAUGUGACUGGAUCAUGCAUGAUCUGAGGACCCUUGCCCUGUUGAUUGGUGGACAGGUUCAGAUUUUUCCUAUGAACAUAUUAACAUACCAAACUGUCCAGAAGCAGCUAUUAAGCAAACACCAUACUUUGCUUUCCUCAUGCAGUCUAUCACAGAGCUCUUCAGAAAAAUAGGCCCGGCACCGCCUCUGCGUGCAACCCUGCUGGUCUGGCCCAGGCGCGGGGCGGGGCCAGCAUGAUGAGCGCCCCAGGCAGCCCCGACCAGGCCUACGACUUCCUGCUCAAGUUCCUGCUGGUGGGCGACAGCGACGUGGGCAAGGGCGAGAUCCUGGAGAGCCUGCAGGACGGCACGGCCGAGUCCCCGUACAGCCACCUGGGGGGAAUCGACUACAAGACGACCACCAUCCUGCUGGACGGCCAGCGGGUGAAGCUGAAGCUCUGGGAUACGUCGGGGCAGGGAAGAUUUUGUACCAUAUUCCGCUCCUACUCUCGUGGUGCACAAGGAGUGAUCCUGGUCUACGACAUUGCAAACCGCUGGUCUUUCGAGGGUAUGGAUCGAUGGAUUAAGAAGAUCGAUGAGCAUGCCCCUGGUGUCCCUAAAAUCCUGGUGGGGAAUCGCCUACAUCUGGCAUUCAAGAGGCAGGUGCCCAGGGAGCAGGCCCAGGCCUAUGCUGAGCGCCUGGGCGUGACCUUCUUUGAGGUCAGCCCUCUAUGUAAUUUCAACAUCAUAGAGUCUUUCACGGAGCUGGCCAGGAUCGUGCUGCUGCGGCACAGGUUGAACUGGCUCGGGAGGCCGAGCAAGGUACUGAGCUUGCAAGACCUCUGCUGCCGCACCAUCGUGUCUUGCACGCCUGUGCAUCUGGUAGACAAGCUCCCGCUCCCCAUUGCCUUAAGAAGCCACCUCAAGUCCUUCUCCAUGGCUAAGGGCCUGAAUGCCAGGAUGAUGCGAGGCCUCUCCUACUCCCUCACCACCAGCUCCACCCACAAAAGGAGCAGCCUCUGCAAAGUGAAGAUCGUCUGCCCACCCCAGAGCCCACCCAAAAACUGCACCAGAAACAACUGCAAAAUUUCUUAAGGAAGGCACCAGAAGGAAACAAGCUGGAAUCACUCCAGGAAAAACUGAAUGGUUACACCUGGAAGAGGGAAGAUGCAUUCCAGAUUCAAAGAAAUAACGUUUUCAGUUUCUCAUGGGAACAGUGCUGCUUGGGAAUGUGUGUGAUGCCUUCUGUCGAUAAAAGCACUUUAUGCAGUUUGACUUUGAAUUUCUACGUGGAUGUGCAUGUGUUUAUAAAGGGAAAAUUAGUACUCUGUUCAACUCUUGAUAACAUGAAAUUUUGAAUGUUACUUAUAAUCACACUGCAUCUUUUUCCUUAACUGCUUUUGUAAGAAUGGUGAUAUGGCAGUGAUGAGUAUAAAUUCAAGGAAAUUUGAGAUGCAAUGAUAGUGAGAUCAUUCUGAGUCAUUGAUAUUACAAGAGGGGCCUUUUUGUAUACUUCCUUUUUGAUGUCAAAGCACCAAUUUAUAAAACACUGCAGAUGCAUAUAGAGAUUAUAUGUAACAGAUCUGUCCAGUUUGUGCACGAAAUGGAUUUGAUAAAGUUUUUGCUAUGUUAUUUUACUACAUUUGGGGAUUAAUAAGUGAUUUAUAUGUGUGUUUUUCUGUAAAUUUACUUUUUUGUACAAGAUGUUUUACAAGAUAUGAAGCUAAGGGAAGAAAAUGCCAAAGAUAUCUCUAGUUAUGUUGAACAUAGCCAACAUGGUUUCAAUGGGUCAGUAAGAAAAAAGCCAUUUCAGUAAGGAAUGAAAUAAGUACUUAUUUAAGAAAAUGUUUCUUAACAAUAAAAGUAUAUAUUUUUAUCUUUUGCUAAAAUGAAAAGAAAAAGAAAAAUAUGUAUAAUGUAACCCUGCAAGAUGAGGCUUUGCAGAAAAACAAUGCAAUAGAACAUGGGGGGCCAGGCCCAUUAUAAGGCCUUAGGUGAGUCAUUUCCCCUGUGCUGGCCAGUUUUGGUUAACACCUCUCAGAUCUAUAUAGAGGUUAAUGAGAUCACAUCUGAGAAAGCACUUCUGAGACCUUAGAUGGGAAGGAAGGAGAAGUGAUUUCCAUGUAAUUACUUUCCGAUUUACACUGUGGAUUAUUAUAGUAAUCAAUAUUGGAUAAACUGAUUAAAUGUAAGUCCUUGUA
This is a messenger RNA of Cercocebus atys (sooty mangabey), 5013 nucleotides long. RefSeq names its product ras-related protein Rab-40A-like. Gene Ontology annotation, cellular component: synaptic vesicle; plasma membrane; endosome. The record is from RefSeq and is a predicted model, not a curated record. The coding region runs from base 3068 to 3907 and encodes 279 amino acids. Gene Ontology annotation, molecular function: GTP binding; GTPase activity. Gene Ontology annotation, biological process: protein localization to plasma membrane; intracellular signal transduction. NCBI's taxonomy places the organism in Eukaryota, Metazoa, Chordata, Mammalia, Primates, Cercopithecidae. The transcript has 16 exons.